Messenger RNA from Laetiporus sulphureus 93-53, 1529 nucleotides. RefSeq lists its product as uncharacterized. The coding region runs from base 120 to 1406 and encodes 428 amino acids. The record is from RefSeq and is a predicted model, not a curated record. Gene Ontology annotation, molecular function: oxidoreductase activity. The transcript is spliced from 14 exons. Gene Ontology annotation, biological process: lipid metabolic process. NCBI's taxonomy places the organism in Eukaryota, Fungi, Basidiomycota, Agaricomycetes, Polyporales, Laetiporaceae.
CAACUCGCAUAGCAUAGAUCCGCAUUGGGAGACAUGUCCGAUACAUAAGAAGCCCCGGCCAGGGUGAUUGCUCGGGCUUCUCCCUCUUCCAUACCGCACAGACAGUUCUCGAGGCCAUCAUGGUGGCUCUGUUCAAGGACUCGCCCGAGUAUGAGGCGCGCAAGAAGGCGACCUUCACGCCACCAAACAUCACCAUCAAGGACGUCCACGCUGCCGUUCCUAAGCAUCUCUUCCAGCGCAGCACCUCCAAGGCAGUCUUCUACGUUGUCCGGCACCUCUCGAUCGCUGUGGCACUCUUUGUCUUUGCGACAAAGAUCGAUUCGAUCGUCCACCAUGUUGCAGCGAGCUAUGAGCUUCCCAGCAGGGCUGUCACGGCACUGAGCUACGCAAUGUGGUCGUUCUACUGGUUGUGGGAGAGUGUGACGUUUACGGGCGUUUGGACUCUUGGGCACGAGUGUGGCCAUGACGCUCUGGCCGGGAGCAACAUGGCCAACGCGGUUCUCGGCAUGAUAAUGCACACCUUCAUGCUGACCCCGUACUACGCCUGGCGUGCGACGCAUCGCUCCCAUCACAAAGGUACCAAUAGUUUGGCCCGAGACGAGACCUACCACCCGCCCAGCCGCGAGGACUUCCACUUGCCUGAGGAGCACAUCGCGAGGCCGAUGGACUAUCAUGAGCUCGUCGAGGAGACACCGCUGUACACCCUCUACAAGAUGCUCAUCCGGCAGUUCUUAGGUUUCCAACUCUAUCUGAUCCACAACCGCAAGGGCAACCCGAAGUACCCGCCUUGGACUAGCCACUACAAUCCAAAUGCGCAGCUUUUCCGCCCGGAAGAACGCCACCUCAUUGCUAUAUCGGAUGUUGCAAUGGCGAUCAUGGUGGGCCUACUUGGCCUUUGGAUCCACACCACCAGCUUCAACAACGUUUGGAGGCUGUACUUCGUCCCGUGGCUCUUCGCGCACAGCUGGAUCGUUACAAUCACGUACCUGCAGCACAGUGACCCGACGGUACCGUAUUACCGCAACCAGUGGACAUUCCUUCGGGGCGCGCUGGCGACCGUGGACAGGCCUAUGUUUGGCUGGGUUGGACGGUUCUUCUGGCACGGUAUCGCUCAUGACCAUGUGGCGCACCACUUCUUCGUAACGGUGCCAUUCUACAACCUGCCUCAGGUGACAGAGGCCAUCAAGCCUGUGCUCGGCGAAUACUAUUACUAUGACACGACGCCUACGUUCUACGCUCUGUGGCGCUCAUUUACGCAGUGCAAGUUCAUCGAGUCCAAGGGCGACAUCGUCUUCUUCAAGAACCAGCAGGGCAAGGCCGUGCGCGAGGAUAUCACGGAUGGGUCGCACGUAGCACCCCCCGCGCCCGCGCUGCAGGAGGAGAAAAUCGACGUGCUGUCCAACUGACUGAUUCGAACCGGUGGAUGGAGGAUAGCGGAUUCUCCGGAGCGGUGCGCGUAAGAACAGUGUAGUCCCGUUGUUGUCAUCGUUGUGUAGAAUUUAUCAGAUGCUCUUACUUUGUUCCCUGGC